Thlaspi arvense is the source of this 1011-nucleotide messenger RNA. The record is from the annotation of a GenBank genome assembly. Lineage: Eukaryota; Viridiplantae; Streptophyta; Magnoliopsida; Brassicales; Brassicaceae.
AUGAUCAGAGCUCCUCCGAAAGAUUUCUUUCUUGUUAAGCGAGAAUGGGCUGCAACACGGAUCCAGGCUGCUUUUCGAGCUUUCCUGGCAAGACAGGCGCUGAGAGCUCUGAAGGCGGUGGUUAGGAUUCAGGCGAUAUUCCGUGGUAGGCUAGUCCGGAAACAAGCAGAUGUGACACUUAGGUGUAUGCAAGCUCUUGUUCGAGUCCAAGCACGGGUACGAGCUCACUGCAACAAGGUGCCUUCAGAUGGACCGGAGUUGGAGAAACCAUCUGAACAAAAAGAUGAUCCUGCUAAGCAAGCUGAGAAGGGUUGGUGUGAUAGCCCGGGAAGUAUAAAUGAAGUGAGAACGAAGCUACAAAUGAGGCAAGAAGGAGCAAUCAAGAGGGAAAGAGCUAUGGUAUAUGCACUCACACACCAGGCAAGGACGUGUCCAAGUCCAAACGCCAAGGUGAACAAACAAGGGAGUCUCAAAAAGAAUCAGGGUUCGUGCAAGAGCAGUCCAGGUUGGAAUUGGCUUGACAGAUGGGUUGCAGACAGGCCAUGGGAAGGUCGGUUGAUGGAAGGUCCUACAAACUCAUCAGACAACGCAAGGAAAAGUGAGAGCAGUGUGUCUGAACAUGACACCGUUCAAGUCAGGAAGAACAGUCUCACAACCAGAGUUUCGGCUAGGCCUCCUCCAUUGUCAUCAUCUGCUACGAGUUCCGAGUCUUCUUCGACAUCUCAGUCCCCAGUUCCCUUCUCUGGAAGUUUCCUUGAGGAAGGAGGGUACUACAGAAAGCCAAGCUACAUGAGCCUGACACAAUCUAUCAAGGCUAAGCAGAGACGGUCAGGAUCUGCAUCGUCUUGUUCCAAAACACCCUUUGAGAAGAAACAGUCAAUGUCUUACAACGGAGAUGUAAAUGUAAGGCGUAGUGCUGGUUCGGAUCCAUCGUGCAACCAGUGGACUGACCUAUACCCACCAGCUCAAGUAACGGGGAGACAUAUGUGGGCAAAGAGCCAGAGAGGCUAG